Messenger RNA from Alternaria arborescens, 1077 nucleotides. RefSeq names its product Aldo-keto reductase. Lineage: Eukaryota; Fungi; Ascomycota; Dothideomycetes; Pleosporales; Pleosporaceae. Bases 1 to 1077 code for a protein of 358 amino acids. The transcript is spliced from 3 exons. The record is from RefSeq and is a predicted model, not a curated record.
AUGCCGGAUAAGCUCGAUGUGCAGGGUCUCCUCCAGGAGUCCAAGGCUGAAUACAAACGCCUAGGAAAGAGUGGCCUGAAGGUCUCAGUACCUAUCCUGGGUGCCAUGAGCAUUGGUUCCUCUAAAUGGCAGCCCUGGGUCAUUGAAGAAGAAGAGUCGCUACCGCUACUGAAAGCUGCGUACGAUCGCGGUCUUACGACUUGGGAUACCGCCAAUGUCUAUUCCAAUGGCGUCUCCGAAGAGCUCGUUGGCAAAGCAAUCAAGAAGUACGACUUGCCCCGUGAGAAGCUCGUCAUCCUCACGAAGUGCUUUGGUUACGUUGGCGAAGAUCCAGGUCUACGUACGAUCCAGUAUGGCACGGAGCUGCCUCAGUUGAAAGACUACGUGAAUCAAGGUGGUCUGUCACGGCAAGCAAUCUUCAACGCCGUCAAUGCAUCGCUCAAGCGUCUCGAUCUGGAGUAUAUCGAUCUUCUACAAAUCCAUCGCUACGAUCCAAAUACACCUCUCGAGGAAACCAUGGAGGCACUACACGAUCUGGUCAAGAGUGGAAAAGUCAGGUACAUCGGUGCCAGCUCCAUGUGGGCAGUCCAGUUUGCGCAAAUGCAGUUUACUGCUGAAAAGAAUGGUUGGACCAAAUUCGUCAGCAUGCAGAACCAUUACAACCUGCUAUAUCGCGAGGAAGAGCGUGAGAUGAAUCGAUUCUGCAAUGACACUGGCGUUGGUCUUAUUCCGUGGGCACCACUAUGCCGUGGCCAUCUCGCUCGCCCUCCCUCGGCAUUCGGCUCGACCACUCGUUCAGAGGGGGAACAGAAGGCUGGCAAUCAGACCUCUGGUAACAACGAGCGUGACAAGAAGAUCAUCGGCCGUGUCGAAGAGAUUGCAAAGAAGCAUGACUGGAAGAUGAGCCAUGUUGCGCUAGCAUGGAUCAACAAGCGUGUUGCGAGUCCCAUCAUCGGUUUCUCGAGUGUAGACAGGAUGGAUGAGGCACUUGCAGCAAGGGGCAAGGAGUUGACUGAGGAAGAGGAGAAGUACCUCGAAGAGCUUUACGAGCCCGUCAGGAUUGUUGGACAUUCAUAG